AUGGCUGGCCUCCUGCCAAGCUGUGGAACAAGUGCGCCUCCCUUCACUGCUGUUUAGCGUAUUCAUAGUUAGGGGUUUGGGUUCGGCUGUUUUUAAAAAGGCAAGGCUGCUCACAAUUUGAUCAGUCUGCUCAGGAAACUUCUCUGGAGGAGAAAGUACCGGAAUCCACUUUGUAAGGGGGGGGAGAAGUUCAACAUCUUUCUUUUCUUGUGUGUGUGCAGAAGAAUUGCCCUGCUCCUGCAGAAGACCCGACCUCGGAGAGAACGAAAACGCAACAACUGCAUCCACCUUAAACUGGUUAUUUUCAUUGAUCCCUGGUUUAUGGGGAACAGCCCCCCCCCCUUUACACAUUUUUAGCUUUUUUUUCUUUUUUCUUUUUUUUGGAUGAAGACUACAAGGCUUUUUUAGCUUUUAAAAAUUCCGGAUUAUCUGGCCGUGGCAAUUGCAUUCAUUUUCGAUUACUUUUUUUUGUUUCUGUAUCUCUCCCGCAUCUGAGGUGUAGGCUGCUACUGACGAGGCGCAAACAUGUUCCUGAGUUUCUGUCUCCUGGUGACAUUUCUUUUGGGGCUGUCCGGCUGCUUGGGCUCAUACGUGCCAUGUGAGCCUUGCGACCAGAAGGCGCUGUCCAUGUGCCCCCCGGUGCCCGUCGGCUGCCAGCUGGUGAAGGAGCCGGGCUGCGGCUGCUGCCUAACGUGCGCCCUGGCCGAGGGGCAGGCGUGCGGCGUUUACACGGGCACAUGCACCCACGGCUUGCGCUGUCUGCCGAGGAGCGGCGAGGAGAAACCCCUGCACGCCCUGCUGCACGGCAGAGGAAUAUGCACCAACGAGAAAGGAUACAAACCAGCCCACCCGCCCAUAGAUCGCGAGUCCCGAGAACACGAGGAUGCCAUGACCACAGAGAUUACAGAGGAGCUGCAGCCGGCCAAAGUGCCACUCCAUCCCAAAGACAUUCUGAACAGCAAAAAAGUCCUGGCCGUACGCAAGGAGCUAAAACGGAAGCAAGGCAAGCAGCGCUCCAUGGGCUCCCCGAUGGACUACUCCCCUCUCCCCAUUGACAAGCAUGAGCCAGAAUUUGGUCCUUGCAGGAGAAAGUUGGAUGGAAUCAUUCAAGGGAUGAAGGACACCUCUCGUGUCAUGGCUCUGUCCUUGUACCUUCCCAACUGCGACAGGAAAGGAUUCUUCAAGCGCAAGCAGUGCAAGCCCUCCCGCGGCCGCAAACGAGGUAUCUGCUGGUGUGUGGACAAGUAUGGGGUUCAGCUGCCCGGAACAGACUACAGCGGUGGGGACAUUCAGUGUAAAGACCUGGAGAGCAGCAGCAACAACAAUGAGUGAAACUGGGGGCAGGAACUGUUUACUACCCCCACCCCCACCCAACACAAACACACACACACACACACACACACGCACACACAAACCCCUUGUCCUUAUCCCUUCUUACCACCACCUGCCCCAGGGCCCACACCUCCUCCUCUCCCCAGUUACACUUGUCUGCUCCACCCUCCAGUCACUUCAAGAUUUUUUUUUUCAAAAGGAAAAAAAACAAAAACAAACAAACAACAAUCCAAACGAAAGAACAGGCUGAAAACAGACACCUGUAACUACUUCCUUUUUUCCUAUUGUUGACCGAGCACUCAUCUCCAAAUGAGGGUAAAUAAACCCCCAGAAGAUUCAGACCCCUUGACUAUUGUACACUGGGCCUCGUCUAUGAGCUGGGUCCUUUGGCUACAGUUUCAUGAAAAUAUAUGCACGUCAUGGAUAUAUUUUUUUUUAUAUAGAAUUUUGGGGUUUGAAUGCAAUACUUUGUAUCAAAUAAAGUUAAUACAAGACAAUUGCAAAGAAAAAAAAAGUAACACGAGGCACAAUGAUUCUAGACAAAACGAUCUUUGGCUUUCGAAUCCGACGCUUCUCUGGUGUCUGAGGAGAUAGCUGGAAUUUGGGAGGAUUGGCAGAGUAAUUUGUUCUUUUUUUAUUAUCUGUUUUCCAAAAGAAAAAAAAGAAAAAGAAACAUGAGAUGGGGAUCUGCUGUAACAGUGGUCUCUGUCUGAGUAUUUGGUUCUGUCAGAGCACUUAUGAAUAGGGGAACCUGCUUAGAUAUGUGUACCUUCACAAAAAAAAAAGUGUGUAUGAAUGUAUGUAUGGGUGCAGUGUGUACAGUUUGUUUUUGAGUCUUGUAGGUGUAUGAUGGAGUGAGCCUAUUACAAAAGAAUGUCCUUUUUCUUUCUCAUUUUUUUUAAUUUUUUUUUUUUUUUGUCACAAUAAGUAUCGCUAGUGCUUGAACUGGUCUUGGGGCUGGACUUCUCUUACUAGCCUAUGUAAAGAAUGUCUCGGGACAUAGCGAGUGUCUGGAAACAAAAAGAGUAAACAGAUCAUUACAGAUUAACCUAUGUAAGUGGCUCUUUGACAAUGUAGCUAGCCUGACAUGCCAACUGUGCCUAUUUGAACAGACACCGCCAUGCAGGGCAACACGCAGCUCAGCAGAGAGCACCGACUCUACUGGUGAAAUAAAGACUAACUUGAGUUUUCAGCUAAAGCGGCCCGAUUCGCACGACUUCCAAGACUAUGAUCAUAGUAGACAUUCUGACGUUGACCAACCGAUGAACAGUUUCUCCAUCACUCCAUAUAUUUUCAGCUGCGUUGCACAUGAGUGCGUGAUCGGGCUCGCACUUGCCAGUAAGGUCUCUCGGUUCUCUGUUUCAGCUGUGUGACGUGCAGUCUUGUAUGGUGUUGUUUGUGCUGUUUUCUUUGCCUUCAGUGAAGUAACGACCACCCACUUUUGAGCCAUGUUCCUUUACCAAGUGGUGUCCCGUAAGUACUGCUAUUACAGUGUAACCAUGGUGUAUUACAUUACAUUUAACUCUAGUUAUUGAAUGUUGUUUUGCCUCUAGAAACAAACGACAAAAAUGUAUUGGUGCUUGGAAAAGAAAUGAAAUAUUUUAGCUUGUAAACAAUCUGAAUUGGUUCUUGUCGCUUGUAAGGAGUAUGGCCCAAAGUCAUUUGAAAACAGGACGGUCAAAGAGUCCAACCCUAUCGUGCCCCUCUGCUUGCAUGCCUCUCACCUGUCAUCCUGCCUUUGAAAUACUUCUUAAAACAAUGUAAAAAAAUAUAGAUUGGGAAAUAGUGAGCAGCUUUUUUCUCCUCUAGAGGUGUGGUUGAAACAAAUAGGUAACAGAUAGCAACAAGGUCACUUGAAGACCAAUAGGACUAUCUCUGUUUGUAAGUCAGAGUGCCUUCCUUCAUGCAAACACAUUUGAAUAGUGACGUAAAAGUGACAUGGAAGUCAUAGGGGGCAAAUUCCUCUUUCGAGUCCUUGUUAUGACUAGGUCUAAUUGUGAUGCAGCGAAGAACAAUGUGAUAGGGUCCUAUAAAUGGUGUCACAAAUGCAUUGCGGAUCCAUAGUAAUCCUUCCCUGACCCUCAGGGCAAUUCUGGACAAGAGUGAUUUGUGAGGAACCGCUGUGUAGCCACAGCCAGUUAAACCUCCCUCUUCUCUUUCUUCAACAACCAAUAAGCUAAGAUAAUUGCUUUUUCAUGUGACUGCCAAUGUAUAUGAAUGCCAGAGAGUGGACGCCAAAGGAUGUCAGAAUUGGGAGGCAAAUCAUCACAAGGGCAGGAAGACUGCUUCUCUCUUCAUGUGCAGGCAAGCUGUUGAUGUUCCGCUUCAAGAGAACAACUUUUUUCUUUUAAUUGCAAUUAAGAAAAGCCAUUUGCAUUCAAAAUGGCCUCUGGUUCUGAACGCAACAUCAAGGCUCCUCGCCCUGCUUCCUACACCAAAUCCCUACCAUCACUUUAAAAAAAAAGAAAAAAAAGAACUUGCAUUAAUUUCAGUUAUUCAAUAUUGAUAUUGAAACAUGACAUCCUGAGACGUGGUGUCAGGAAGUUAAUAGGGGGAGAAAAAAAACAAAAAAAAACAAAAACAAACAAAAAAAAACAAAACACCACCACAAAGCUAAAUGUUGUGUUAUCUUGUUCGUACCUUUUAAAUGGGGUGUUUUGAGGGAUUUUUUUUUUCGACAGGGGCCAUGCGGCCCAUGCCUGGGACCUCCCAAUACAGCAACAUCCUUUAGGAAUAAUAGAUAGACAGAAAGUGACACACACACACACACUAGCAAUGGCACAUGCUCUCACAGCCUAUUGCACAACGAGGAGAAAAAGAGAAAGAUUGUGGGUAAAAAUGCAACAGAGAAAGGAGAGGAAAGGAGAGGAAACGAGAGCGCGCGCCAUGGGCAGGGGUCGUAAUCAGGGCUUAGCCACUUCCCCAGUAUGGGGUCACCAAUUGCAUGACAGUAGAUACCAUUAGCAAGACAGUUACAAGGAGACUUGGAAAUCUAUGGAACACAGUACAGCAACCAGGGGAAAUUUCCAUUCCAAUUUUAGCAAGCAGCUGGUUGGAGAUUGUGUCAUCUUGAAGAAAAAAAAAGGUCUGCUAACGGCUUAAUGAGAAGGAAAACGGUUUUUGAAUAUGGAAUCAGAUACUAGCAUGCAACAACAUGUGAAUAUGUUUUUAGAUGAUUUUUUUAUUCAUGUAUGUAUAAAUGCUAGGCCGUUGAGAGCUGAAGCUUCUGGACUUUGACAGUGUUCUUCACAGACGUCCUCCUGUUUGUAAUGUAGUACGUUCCUCAGAUUUCACUUCUCCUACUCGGUUUGAACUCAUAAUCACCUUUCAUACAGCAGUAGUACAGUAACUUCUGGUUUCUUUCUGAAUGCAUAACAUUUUCUGGAUGAAAUGCGACAACACAAUUGGUUUUCAUAAUGUGGUGUUCACUGGCUUGUGAAAUCAACCCAUCGGUGACAGGAGGAUAGUGGGAAUAAAAAUGGUCAGCAUUUGGAACUACAUAAAAGAAAUAAAAAAGACAAAAAAUCUCAAAUUAUUAAAGUGAAUAUCACUGUGUAAUAUUUAUUCAACUUGUAAUUUAUGUACUCUUUUAACCUUUGUCCUUUUUUGUUAUGACAAAGCAUUUAUUUAAAUAAAGUUAUGUAUUCAUUUAA
Molecule: messenger RNA, 4985 nt
Organism: Lampris incognitus (smalleye Pacific opah)
Lineage: Eukaryota; Metazoa; Chordata; Actinopteri; Lampriformes; Lampridae
Product: insulin-like growth factor-binding protein 5
Exons: 4
Coding region: 526-1332 (268 amino acids)
Biological process (GO): regulation of insulin-like growth factor receptor signaling pathway
Cellular component (GO): extracellular region
Molecular function (GO): insulin-like growth factor I binding; insulin-like growth factor II binding; fibronectin binding
Source: RefSeq, a predicted model, not a curated record